Molecule: messenger RNA, 1293 nt
Organism: Penicillium malachiteum
Lineage: Eukaryota; Fungi; Ascomycota; Eurotiomycetes; Eurotiales; Aspergillaceae
Exons: 1
Coding region: 1-1293 (430 amino acids)
Source: RefSeq, a predicted model, not a curated record
AUGUCUGACACCACGGAGAACAUGCGGGGUACCCGCAACACGAAUACCCGCACCGGCACGCCCAAUUCAAUCCCUCCCGUAAACGCGCCCAUAAGCCCACCCUCACAACUUGACUCUAUAUCGAUAUCGCCAUCGAAUCAAAACAAUUCCCCCUCCAUUCCCCUAGACUCGAAUUCGAAUCCCGCCCCGACUUCGGCACAGCCCUCCCUUGCGCAACGCGUCCAGAACUCCGCGACGGGCCUUGCGCGCAGCGCAUUCUCGGCUCAGAAUCCACAUUCUGGUGCAGCGCAUGUAUUAUCUGAUUCGAUAAAUGGCAAGGCUGGUUCGGGUCCGGCUUCAGGGCCAAGUACAGGUACAGGCUACCUAGUCAGCCAAGAAACCAGAGGCUCUGGUUCUGGCGCAUUGGGACAAAGCACUAGUACUGGAGCACUCCAAGAUGGGUUCCGUAAUACAACGGAUGACCCUCGUGGAGAUGGAGCUGUACAAGGCGGAUUUUCGAUUCCAGCAUUGAGCGCAGAGAAAUUCCAGAAUGAAUAUGGGUAUGAGGAUGCAUUGGCACAAGCACAGGAAUCUACAGACCUAAGUACUGGUACCGGUGCCCGAUCGAGUGCUGAGAGUCUCCAGUCCCCCGGCGCAGGGAAGUGGAAAGGGAAACAGCGUGCACAAGAUCCUAUACAAGGGGAGUACACCACUGCAUGGCAACGAGCGAAUGCGAAAACCGGCGUAGAUACGCUGUCAAGUACUGCAGACACAGACGGUGCAGCAGUUGUAUCGCUCUUAUCUGAUAGAUCAUUUGAUGCUAGCUUCAUUACGGAGUUUAAUCCAGUUUUGGAUUUAGAUUUGGAUCCGGAUGCUGCGCCUCCACCUCUAACGACAGAAGAGAUCAAGCUCUUGGAAUCCUUCCGACGAGAAAUCGCUCAAGAGAAAAACGCCGGUAACAUUCCAUCUACACUGCCUGUGUCCUCGAAUCCGCAACUCUCAUCCUUAAGUCUCGUCCCGGAUAUCGAUACGUUUCUCCAACAAAAUGAUCCUGCUGGAUACACUCAAUCCCACGGAAUCAAAACCGCAGGAGUAAACACAUUCCUCCGUGAUGAUGUUCUUGCGAACCUUCCAGGCGCAGAAGAUUGGGUUAGUGUUCAUGAGCGAUACCAUGAUGAGGUAUGGGGAUAUCUACGUCCGGCACUUGAAGCUGCUAAGACAGAGAUGGAGGAAAAUAAACAAAGCGAGGAAGAUUAUGAGGAUGGUCCUGCUGUUCGACGGUUGAAGAUGAUUCUGAAGCAUAUGAAGGCUUGA